AUGUCGACCACCAAAACCGCCACAACAACACUCACCCGCCUCCGCGCCUCCACCCUCAUCACCGUCAUCGCGCCCUCCGCCCGCCCAAUCACCCGCCACGCGUCAGCACGCUCUUUCUCCGCUGGCCCGCGGCUACUCCUAAAAGAAGACGCGCUGCACCACGAGCGCAGCGGUGAGGAGGCGGAAGCAGCGAAACAGGCGCAGAUCCAAAAACAGAGAGACGGCAAGGGCCACUGGCACGAGGAGCUGGCGUCGAAUAGCGAGGUCAACGUCAAGGCGGACCAGGAGGCCGGCGGCGUGGCGGACCACGGGCGGCAUAUGCAGGAGUUGCAGAUAUUGGGGAAGGAGAAGGGGGAGAGGGGGGAGUUGUGA
This is a messenger RNA of Lasiodiplodia theobromae, 372 nucleotides long. RefSeq lists its product as uncharacterized. The record is from RefSeq and is a predicted model, not a curated record. NCBI's taxonomy places the organism in Eukaryota, Fungi, Ascomycota, Dothideomycetes, Botryosphaeriales, Botryosphaeriaceae. The transcript has a single exon. The coding region runs from base 1 to 372 and encodes 123 amino acids.